Molecule: messenger RNA, 1222 nt
Organism: Oryzias latipes (Japanese medaka)
Lineage: Eukaryota; Metazoa; Chordata; Actinopteri; Beloniformes; Adrianichthyidae
Source: RefSeq, a predicted model, not a curated record
AUGCUGUGAAGAAUUUCCCUGCAGCCUUGAAUGUCAGCAGAGGGAUGUGGUGAAACUUACUUUUGUUGGGUUGAGUUGUGUGGGUUUUUUGUAGAGUGAAAGGAUGGCAAGCAUAGAGGUGUUGACAGAGAGAUUCUCCACACAUGAGAAAAUGUACUGUCAGGACUUGAGGGAACAAAGCUUUGCUGAUUGGCCUUUCAGAGAAGAAUGCAACUGCACACCUGAAAAGAUGGCUAAAGCUGGGUUUGUCCACUGCCCCAGUCAGAAUGAACCUGAUGUUGCCUGCUGCUUCUUCUGCCUGAUCGAGCUGGAGGGCUGGGAACCAGAUGACGAUCCAUGGACUGAGCAUGCAAAACGCUCCCCAAACUGUGGAUUCUUAUCCAUGAAGAAAAUCUUCAAUGAGCUGACAGUGUCUGAAUUUUUUAUCCUGGAAAAAGAAAGGCUCAAAGUCUUUAUUGUAAGAAUCUUUCCUAUAAACUGAGGAAAGUCUGUCACAAGAAGAUGGCACAACUGCGUGAUGACAUGAAUCAUGUUCUUGAAGGGCUGAAAUCUCAGCUAGAAACCCUAUGAUUUUUACUAUUUCUUUUUUUUUUUCUUCUUCACGAAACUCCUGAUCCUGCAGGAAUUUAUUUUGAGCGAAAAAGAGCAUUGCUUCAUUUUUUGUAGUACCACCUGUAACCACAAGAUGGUGCUUUAGAUCUUGAACUGUAAUCUGGUCACGUUAAAAGGGCUUUGGUGUCCUCAGUUUCACUUAAAAUUGUAAUUAAUUCCAACUAAAACGAAAAUUCACAUUGGGAGGGAUUACACUGAAGGGUAUAUUCCUCCUUUUUCCCAACCAAAGACUCACCAUUUUCAUGAAUGUACCACCAUCUCAACAAUGUCUUUUCAAACCUUGACCCUGGACAGAUGGCCUGGAGCCCCUCCUUUUGAAUACCAACUGUUGCCCCAGUAACAUCUGUUACAUAUAGAGGACAGUGUGGACCAAGAGCUUGCCCGGACACUUCAUAAACACCUAAGAAUAAAAUAAAAAUAAACGUUGGAAGUGAUUGGGCAGCUGACAAUGCAACAAAUAUUCAUGCUGCUACACUUGUUUUUGAAUUUUUAACAUUAAAUUUUUUUUCCCAAAGCUAUGGAAGAAUGUAUUUUGAAUGCAGCAGAAACCCCAUUUUGGCUUCAGGUCAUGUAUGAGUUAAAUGAAUAAAGUACUUGAUUAAAGAUGCUG